This is a messenger RNA of Pseudophryne corroboree (corroboree frog), 9550 nucleotides long. Its product is annotated as endonuclease/exonuclease/phosphatase family domain-containing protein 1-like. NCBI's taxonomy places the organism in Eukaryota, Metazoa, Chordata, Amphibia, Anura, Myobatrachidae. The transcript has 3 exons. The record is from RefSeq and is a predicted model, not a curated record. Bases 7957 to 8580 code for a protein of 207 amino acids.
CUCCGUGUUCAACAGGGCUCUCGUUCCGCAGGGCAGUAUGUGGUCCAAUUCCAGACCAUCGCAUCAGAACUGCACUGGAAUAAUCAAGGUCUCAGGGCCGCCUUCUGGAGCGGUCUGUCGGAUUGUCUUAAGGACGAGUUGGUCACCAGGGAUCUGCCUGAUCAACUUGAAGAGCUAAUCUCGCUCUGCGUCACAGUGGUUCUCCGCAUGCGAGAGUGCGGUAGUGAGCGUGGUCAGACAGAUCAGACUAAGUUCUGGCUUCCCCCUCCCAGACGAGCUUCACCACCCAGUCAGGACAAACCCAUGCAAAUCAACCAUUCCCGUUUGUCUCCUGAAGAACACCAGCGUCGUUCUGAGGGGAAACUUUGCCUCUACUGUGGAGCAGCUGAUAAUUUUAUUAAGUUUUGCAAGUCUCGUCUGGGAAACGGGCAAGCCUAGCUUGUUCCGGAGGAGUCAAGUUGGGUGCCACGUCCAAAUCUUCUCCAGGGAUAGACUGCUUACUCUCUGUCCUGUUGUUUUCUGAAUCCGUUACAGAGUCUCUCCACGCCUAUUUGGAUUCCGGGGCCGCUGGGUACUUUAUCUCUGCCUGUUGCGCCCAGGAAAUGGGUCUGAAGUUGAAGUCCAUCGAUAGACCUAUUAUGCUGGCCACUACUAAUGGUACCCAAAUCUCCAAUGGAGUCAUUUCCAGUCACACGGAGCCGAUCAAAUUACAGGCAGGUUGGAGCUUUACAUCUUGAACGUCUGGAGUUUCUAGUGAUUCCGGAGAUGUCUCAUGAUCUAGUCCUCAGCUUGCUCCUCCUCAAGAUCUACAAUCCCCACAUCGAUUGGAAGUCCUCGCAAGUCCUAUCCUGGAGCUCUUGCUGUCAUUCUAGUUGCCUCACGCCUGUUUACCCGCGCUGGGUAUCUUCCAAAUCUGACAAAGAACUUCUUCUGGGGCCCUAUCAGGAAUACGCAGACGUGUUCUCCGAGCAAACAGCCGACCAAUUACUGUCCAAUAGAUCUAAUCCCUGGGAAGAUGCCGCCCCGAGGUUGCACGUCUUUGUCAGAGACCCAAGCUAUGUCAGAUUACAUCAAGUCAAAUCUCCAAAAAGGGUUCAUUCAUCCCUCUACCUCUCGAGCUGGAGCUGGUUUCUUUUUCGUUAAGAAGGACGGGGGCUUAAGACCGUGUAUUGACUAUCGAGGGUUGAAUGAUAUCACCAUCAAGAAUAGAUACCCAUUGCCAUUGAUCACGGAGCUGUUCGAUAAGGUUUGCGGAGCUCACAUUUUCACGAAGCUUGAUUUAAGGGGAGCUUAUAAUCUCAUACGAAUCAGACAGGGGAACGAGUGGAAGACUGCUUUUAACACCAGAGACGGGCAUUAUGAGUAUCUGGUAAUGCCGUUUGGUCUCAGUAAUGCUCCUGCCGUCUUCCAGGUAUUUGUAAAUGAGGUCUUCCGUGACAUGCUAUACCAGAGCGUAGUGGUCUAUCUGGGCGACAUUCUGAUCUUCUCCAGAACCCUCCUGGAACAUAGGAUACAGGUCAAGGAAGUUCUUCACCGUCUCCGUAAGAACCAUUUGUGAGGUAAAAUCUCUAAGUGCACCUUCGAAGUACCGUCAAUUCUUUUUCUCGGAUAUGUCAUCUCGGGGGCACAGAGCUUCGUAUGGAUCCGGAAAAGGUUAAAGCCAUCCGGGAAUGGACUCAACCACUCUCCCUGAAAGCAGUGCAAAGAUUCCUGGGCUUUGCUAAUUACUACAGGAAGUUCAUUAAGGGUUUCUCCACCAUAGUAGCACCCAUUACCGCCCUGACCAAGAAAGGUUCUAAUCCAAGUCUAUGGCCUCCUGAAGCUGUGGAGGUGUUUUCUCAGUUGAAAUCGGCAUUUUAUGUCUGCUUCGGCGCUUCAGCAGCCUAAUCUUGAGAAGUCCUUUGUCCUGGAAGUAGACGCAUCCUCAGUUGGUGUUGGAGCUGUCCUUUCGCAGUAGUCUUCGGAUGGGAAGUUACAUCCGUGUGGCUAUUACUCCCGAAAAUUUUCACCCGCAGAACGAAAUUAUUCCAUAGGAGACCAGGAACUUUUGGCAAUAAAAUCUGCCUUGGAGGAGUGGAGAUAUUUACUGGAGGGUGCUAAACAUCCUAUUACCAUCUACACCGAUCACAAGAAUUUGCUCUACAUUAAGACCGCUCAGUGUCUUAAUCCUCGCCAAGCUAGAUGGGCACUCUUUUUCACUCUGUUUUCAUUUAUCAUUAAGUAUCAGGCUGGAACUGUCAAUGUAAAAGCAGAUGCGCUGUCUCGCUCCCUGACCGCUUCCGACGAAGAGAGUUCGGUUGAAAAGAGCCUAAUUCUCAAUCCAGUAUCCAUCACCGCAGCUCCCACCUUCCUAGGUCCUCCACCAGGAAGGUCAUCCGUCCCGGCUGAGCUUCGCCCGAACUUGUUACAGUGGGCUCAUAUCUCCAAGUUUUCCGGUCACCCAGGAGCACAAAAAAAAGUUUGAAUUCUUGCAAAGGGCCUACUGGUGGCCCACCAUGAGGAAAGAUAUACAGGAUUACGUCCGCUCGUGCUCUCAAUGUACCCAACACAAAAUCCCUCGUCUACCUCCUGCCGGGUUACUCCGUCCUUUGUCCAUUCCUAGAAGGCUCUGGACCCAUAUCUCUAUGGACUUCAUCACUGAGUUACCCCUCUCCAAGGGCUAUAGCACCAUCUGAGUAAUUGUUGACCGCUUCUCGAAAAUGGCACAUUUUGUUCCGUUGACAGGUCUACCUACGGCUCCCAAAUUGGCUGAAUUGUUCAUCCGAGAACAUUUUUGGUUACAUGGGUUACCACAGAAGGUGGUUUCUGACCGAGGGGUUCAAUUCACCGCAAGAUUCUGGAGAGCACUCUGUACUGCACUACAAAUUAAACUCCAAGUUUUCUUCUACCUACCACCCACAAACCAGCGGACAAACCGAAAGAGUCAAUCAGGACCUGGAGACUUUUCUUCAUAUCUAUCUCUCACCUUCACAGGACGACUGGGUGGAGUUAUUGCCCUGGGCAGAAUUUGCUCAUAAUCAUCAGUACCAUACUUCCACUGGCGAUACUCCAUUCUACAUCAGCUAUGGAUUCCAUCCACGUGUCCCUGAAUUACCGAUUUUCUCUUCGAAGGAUGUUCCUGCUGUAACCACCACUCUGCAGCAUUUCAGUCACGUCUGGAAUAAGGUUCAUGCUAACCUCGAGAAUCUCCACCAGAUAUAAACUCUUUGCGGAUAGAAAACGGUGGGCAGUUCCUCAAUACAAGGUUGACGACAGGGUAUGGCUCUCCACCCACAACCUUCGUUUAAAGGUGCCCACUAUGAAAUUUGCUCCAAGAUUCAUCGGUCCUUAUCCAUUCCUGCAAGUCCUGAAUACUAUUGUCUGCAAAUUGGGUUUGCUGUCUCACUUUCGAAUACCGAACUCUUUUUCCAUGUUUCCUCCGCCCUCUCAUUUUAAAUCGUUUUCAUUCGGAUUUACCUAGACCAACCACCGGUGGAGACCGAAGCUGGAACAGAAUUUGAGGUCAAGGUUAGUCUCGAUUCUCGUUACUAUCGUAAAAAUCUGCAGUACCUGGUGAAAUGGAAGGAUUAUGGACCUGAGGAGAGAAGUUGGGUGAAUGCUACCGACGUUUCUGCUCCACGACUAGUUCGGAUCUUCCAUUCCAAGUAUCCAAUGAAGCCAGGGAAGUGACCAGGGGCCACUCCUAGAGGAGGGGGUACUGUCACAAAUAGGGAGCAACGGCCGCCGCGAUUACCCCUUCGCUGCGCGCUGGGUCCCCAGGGUGGUCUCUCUGCUCUAGGCUUAGGGGCCUGGCGUGCGGUCAGCGCUGCCUCCAGGGUCUCUCCGCUCCAUGGGCUCCCCCCACCAAUGAGAGCAGUGCGGGCAGUUCAAAAGGAAGCGCCGGCCAAAGCUCUGGCACCUGAGUAUCGUCACUGUACUAGUACUCCCAGGUGUCAUGAAUCUGCAUUCUCCAUCGCAUCACUACUGUGGAACUACAGGUUCCAGCAGUUCAUUUCUGUUCCAGUUCUAGUUUUCAGUCUACUGCAGCCUGGAGUACACAGUGCUUCAGCUAACUCACAGCUGAUCUGAACACCUAAUCCAGCGGGGUGUGUUCUCACAGAUGCAACAUCCAAUCAUCACAGACCAAGGGGUAUAAGCUCCAGUUCCUGGCUCAGUCUCAUUGCCUUGGACAACACGUCAUAUUCUGUGAACAGGCGUCUCCUGUUUGCAGUCCUCUGUCUGCAGAGAUACCCCUGUGUAUUGGACCUGUGGAACUACAGGUCCCAGCAGUUCCAGGUUCCAGCUCUCUUGCACGUCACAUUCUGUGAACAGGUGUCUCCUGUUUGCAGUCUUCUGUCUGCAGAGAUACCCCUGUGUAUUGGACCUGUGGAACUACAGGUCCCAGCAGUUCCAGUUCUGUUCCAGGUUCCAGUCUUCAAUUCUUUGUUUCCAGCAAUCUCCUAUUUCUGGCAUCUCCAAGUUGUUUCCCUGUUCCAGGGUUCCUGUGGAACUACAAGUAGCAGCAACCACCCCAGCUCUCCUGCGAGUCACAUUCAGUGUUCCAGUGUUCCUGUGUUCCAGUCUCCAGUCUUCAUUUUUCCAGUUUGCUACAAACUCCAGCCACAGUCUGCUACACCAAUCUGCAGUAAGAGACUUUCCUCAGGUGUGUUCUCAGUUCUCAGCCUCUUCACCUAAUUACCAGCAUUCCACACUGUGCAUUGCCUUUAGCACUUAACAUCUUGCUGUGUUAGGACUGUCUCCUGCUAGGGCCUUGCUUGGCUUAAAGACGUAUGCUUCUACAGAGACUGUGUGCUUUGAUGGCUAUUCGUUAUAUACCAGAGUUUUGUUUGCUGCAUCUGAUUUCAUUAUUGCCUUAUCAUUUAUAUCAAGUUUCAAGUUCAUCUUCAUUGCUUAUUUGUUACCAGUGACUUUUGAAAUAUUCAUUUAUCGGAUUAAGUUAUUAUUCAUUGUUCCUGUCAUCGGUUAUCCCUGUGUGAUAAUAAAUAUCAAGCGCACAUGCGUGGAACUUUUUGUCCGUUUCCCAGUUUUUUCUAUCACUCCUUCACUGACCCACUAGUGCCCCCUCCGGGGACAUACUAAAUCGGAAUCCUGACACCAGGCUUACGCUGCUUUUCCUGGAGGCCUGUUUCCUAGCUUUAACUGAGCUCCAGCGUACCCAGCAUUUCCAGUGUGUUUCCAGCUUUCACUGAGCUCCAGCGUUCCCAACGUGUUUCCAGCUUUCACUGAGCUCCAGCGUUCCCAGCAUUUCCAGUGUGUUUCUAGCUUUCACUGAGUUCCAGCAUUUCCAGUGUGUUUCCAGCUUUCACUGAGCUUCAGCAUUCCCAGUAUUUCCAGUGUGUUCCCAGCUUUCACUGAGCUCCAGCGUUCCCGGCAUUUCACUGAGUUCUAGUGUUCUUCAGCAUCGUUCACAAGUCAUUACUCAUUUCUUCAGUGUUCUUCAGCAUCGUUCACAAGUCAUCACUCAUGUCUUCGUUCAGUGUUCAGCAUCGUUGGUCAUCACUCAUUUCUUCAUUCAGUGUUCUUCAGCAUCGUUCACAAGUCAUCACUCAUUGCUUCAUUCAGUGUUCUUCAGCAUCGUGCACAAGUCAUCACUUGUUUCUUCACUCUGUGUUCUUCGGCAUCGUUCUCAAAGCAUUAGUUAUCUAUAAAUGUGUAUGAAGAAGACCUACAAACGGCCGUCUUUAUUUCGACCCAGCUCCGGUUCCUCUUCCCGACCAUCAAAAGAAUCUCCGAGUACCCAACUCUCCCGUUCCAGGUCUGUGACACUUUGAAUGUAUUCCAUUUACUACAACUCUGUUUUCUAUCCUGAAACCAAGAUUUUAUCCACCUCUCCUGCACUGCUUCCAAGUUCCUCCACUCUGCCAAAGAAUCGCUUACACAUUUUACCAUCCCUACAAAAUUAGCCUUCCUAAAAUCCAACGCCUUUGUUUUUGUAUGGGAUGAUGUCUUUAUGCUGAACCAUACUGCUUGGUGAUCACUGGAUUCCAGGUUUUCACCCACUUUUAUGUCAGAUAUUCUGUCUCCAUUUAUAAGUAGUAGAUCUAAUAUUGUGUCUUUCCGAGCGGGCUCCCUCACCAAUUGGUGGAGGGAUGCUCCCUGCAAGGAAUUCACAAUGUCCCUACUUCUAGUGGAACUAGCAAUAGACACCUCCCAGUUUACAUCAGGAAGAUUAAAGUCUCCCAUGAUUAUUACCUCUCCUUUUUAGUGCCAUUUUAACUCUUCAUUUGAACAUGCUGUGACCGUGUGAGUCUCCAGAUCAGUGACCCUUGCUGCUAGUCCUUGAGAAGAUGGCUGAUACCCCACGGCCCACCCUCAAUUGGUGGGCACCACCACCCAAUCUGGCACCACCCACGCGCUCGGCCAAAGAAGAGGCACCGACAGAGGUUGAACCUCCCUUACCAGAGGAGUCUACGCCAGCAGCCAGAGCAAGAGGAGACUCCACCAGAGAUCAGUCACCCCUUUCCCAGCGACUCCUUCCCGCAGGUCUUUCCGAUCCAUAUUGGCAGUGCUGGCACUGCAAUUUGCAGAUUGUACCACAAAAAAAGGAGGGUGCAGUGUGGAGGGGUUUGCCGGGUCCACCACUUCCCAAUGCCAGUCCCUGGGUUGCCAUGCGUGCCCACGUGGUGUGGCACAUCAUCACUUGGGUGAUACGGCAGGCCAAUGAGGAGCCGCCACGUCACCCAUCUCGCAGCAUCUCGGCCACCAGGGUCUUUCGUUUGGAAGCCGCUGGAGUAGAAGAGUUUCCUGUGGUAAGGAAGAUCAUUGGAGGCGCAGACUGGGCCCUGCAAUGGAUUUACCACCACGUGGGUUGGCAAAUCAGGUAAGCCUGCAGUGAGGUCUUAUCCUUUUUUUCUCUUACAGUGCUGUUCUCACCGCCACCCCACACACACACACACUAUACCACCACUAUCCAGUGCUAGGCCGCAUGCUCCAUCCCCAGUCGGUGGUAAGCCACAGCAUUGUAUAAUCCGGCGCUGGGCCACCGGCACUGUGGUUGGGUGUUAAACCCAAGUAUUGUGGUAAGCAGUCGGCCCCCAUCAAAAUUAGGCUGUGUUAAGUCUGCAGAUUCUCAACAGUCAGACCCCAAUUAAAGGUAGACUAUUGGUAUGGUGUCACCUUGUGCUGUUUUCGAUGGUUGUACUGGGAUUGUGUAGCUAGAGAGGGUUAGCAUAUUCUGGGCGGGAUGUACUAAUGCACAUCGCCACCCAGCGCCACGAUGCUUAUCACAAAUGUACUUACAUAUGCGAUCAGCAUUGCGGAGGACAGAUCUUCCAAUAAGAGCUGUCCUCCGCGAUGCGCAGCGGCUGCCUUACUUCCGGGUUUCGGCCCCCGGGAGUCAAUCUGCACAUGCGAAGGGUGAUGGAGGCGGGUGCGAGGCAUGCUGGGAGAGAUCCGAUCGGAUCCCUCACACAGCACCACGGAGAGAAGCCCAUAGGCUUCUAUGGGGUAUCUCCAGCAAAAGCUGGAGAACCCCACCGCGGCACUGACCUGCUGGCUGGGGGUUAGUACAUUAAGGCAAAGCGGUAAAUGGGAGUUUACUGCAUUUUCCAUUUAGUACAUAAUGUAUAUGUGCUGUUUUCUGAAUUUUUUAUAUUCACCAUCACUUAAUUGAUGAUGUCUUUUCCUGCUACUCUUCUGUUGGUUAGCUGUAGAAUAAAUAUCCGGUCUAUUCACAGUACAGACAUGUCUUGAUAAAAGUCGUUUAACCGAAACGCGUCGACUUCUGUACUGUAAGUAGCUGGAAAGUCAAAUCCCAUAUCUUAUGGACUUUUUAAUGGAUGUUUUAUCCAUCAAUACUGUGUUUAUUUGGAUUUUUUUAAUCUUUCCUUUUAAUUUUCUUCUGUUCUUGGAACUUUGGCGGUUUUUGUGUAUCCAUUCUACUUAUGUAUCGUAUUUUUAAACAUUAAAUGAACUUGUUGGACUGAUGGAAACCUAUCCCUCCCUUUUUUUUAAUUGAUGAAUGAAUUUGAGACGUAUCGGCACAAAAUUAAAGGUGGAGUUGUCUUUGCCAGUGGAGAAGAGCCUAAAGAUACCUUGGUAGGAGUCAACACCGCCGUUUUUGUGAGUCUAAAAAGGGUUCCUUGGACCAUUGGAAAACUGAGAAGAAUUAUCUACUAUCAAAUCUCUACCAAGGACUGUAUCAUCUCUUUCCUUGAAUACGAAAGGAACGUAAUAUUGAACAUAAUAUGCCGCCCCGCCGUCUCCUCAUGCUGGCUCCUCAUCAUGGGUUCUGCAGUGAGUUGCAGGACGGGACGCAGGCGUAACCAGAGGAAGUCCCUCAGCUCCGCACCUCCAGAAAGCUGUCUGGACAUUAACCUGGCCACAGAAGAAGAGCUGAUGACGUUGCCAGGUGUCACACGGAGCUUGGCACAAAACAUCACAGCACACCGCCGUAAGAUCCAUGGCUUCCGCCGGGUGGAGGAUCUAGCCCUGGUGUCGGGAGUAGGAGCUGAGCGGAUGCUGGAGCUGCGGCCGGAAAUCUGGGUGGAAAGGAACGCACUGUGCGGGGAAAGUAACGGGGCAGGGACGGUUCCCGGUGACACGCCUGAGGAUGGAACCAGCAAGGAGCAGUCUUCCUAAAGCCUCUUCAUGUGCACAGAUGGGACCCUAGCACUGGCAGCGGGAACACAGGGCGGAUGUCCCUGCACUGAGAACUCUCCCCACUUUCUGCCUGAAUUGGAAUCUCCGUCAGGAACGUGGACUGUUGCGAUAGAAGGUCUGCGAGUGUCCUGGGAACAGCGGUAAAAGCACUAGACAAUAGCAGAAUAGAUCCUAGGGACAACCACCUGUGUCCGGCUAUUCCCAUUACAUAGAUCUCACCAUCUCCAGUUACAUAUCAUCGCUACAAGUAUGUACUUACUGGGGGAGCAGACCUCUGUGUAUCACCAUGGACCCCAGUCUCCAAUCUACCUAUGCAGAACCGUGGCUCACGUCUGCAUGGUGCGCUCUAAUCCGGAUUCCUGGUUUACGUCUGCAUGGUGCGCUCUGAUCCGGAUUCCUGGCUCACGUCUGCGUGGUGCGCUCUAAUCUGGACCCCUGGCUCACGUCUGCAUAAAGCGCUCUAAUCUGGACCCCUGGCUUACAUCUGCAUGGAGCGCUCUAAUCCGGAGUCCUGGCUCACGUCUGCAUGGUGUGCUCUAAUACAGAGUCCUUGCUCACGUUUGCAUGGUGCGCUCUAAUUUGGAUCCCUGGCUCACGUCUACAUGGAGCGCUCUAAUCCGGAGCAUGGCUCACGUCUGCAUGGAGCACUCUAAUCCGGAGCCCUGGCUCACGUCUGCAUGGAGCGCUCUCAUUCCGGAGCCCUGGCUCACGUCUGCAUGGAGCGCUCUAAUCCAGAACCCUGGCUCACAUCUGCAUGGAGCGCCCAGAGGAUGCCUUGCACCUAUAACUACUUAUUAUAAGAGGUGUGGCCAGCAUCGUUGCCAGAGGAACAUGGACCUGUCUGUUACUAGCAGCUUUAUAGGUAACAGAACCUUGCAGAACUGGCCUGAAUGUAAAAUAUAAAGGUAAUGAAUUGUGCGAUCAAUAAAACAAGUUGUGUUGUUAUUAA